Molecule: messenger RNA, 849 nt
Organism: Ambispora gerdemannii
Lineage: Eukaryota; Fungi; Glomeromycota; Glomeromycetes; Archaeosporales; Ambisporaceae
Source: the annotation of a GenBank genome assembly
AUGUCAGGAAAUUAUAGCAACGACAACUACAUAUAUUAUACGGAUAACACUAAUUUAACUUUGCUGAAUAAAACACAUCGCGGGCGAAAAUCCAAAUCAGAAACAGCAGCGGAAAAUAACCUUAAAAUAAUCAGAAAACAGAAAAUCGACGAAAUAUGCAAGUUUUUAUUUGAACCAAUGAUAAUAAGAAAGCGAACUCGUGAGGAGUGUUUGACGUUUGCUUCUGUCAAAGCUUUGAUUGCGCGAAACAAUGAAAAGACAGGAUUGAAUGAUUUGGCUGAAUGUGUUGUCAAUAAUGAGUGGGCUGAUUUCACUUGCUCAUCAACAAGUCCAGCGAUAACACUAUACGUCAGUAUGUGUAAUUAUUUACAAAAGACACCUGGAAAUCAAAUACUUGAAAAACAUCGAUUACAAAAUCCUGGUGAACAACGUGGAAUACGCUGGAAAUUGAAUGAAAAGAAUUCGAUUGUUCAAAAAGCAUUAGAUGAAAUGAAAACAUGGAAAUAUCCUCAAGUGAUUAUAAAGCAAAAAAAUAACCAAAUUCAAAUAUCCGAAUACGCUGCAACGGCAAAUCAAUUCAAACCAAAACCAACAAAAGAAACAGUAGCAGGAGUAUUCCCAGAGCAGUUUCGAUACAAUAACGAUGAUGAUUUUGCUGAUAACGCCAGUAUGAAUAACAAUCGAUUAUCCAACUCAGGCGCAGCAUGCGGUCAUAAGGCCGUUCCCACCCUAUGCAUCCGACUUACUCUCGAAGCAGCUACGGCGAACGGUAAUAACAGUUUUGAUGAUCCAGAGGCUGAAACUUACCAAACAUAUGUUCUUACAUACUUUGAGCGGCCAGGAUCGUGA